Messenger RNA from Austrofundulus limnaeus, 867 nucleotides. Its product is annotated as ras-related protein Rab-33B. Lineage: Eukaryota; Metazoa; Chordata; Actinopteri; Cyprinodontiformes; Rivulidae. Gene Ontology annotation, molecular function: GTPase activity; GTP binding. Gene Ontology annotation, biological process: Rab protein signal transduction. The record is from RefSeq and is a predicted model, not a curated record.
AGAUCCAGCUGUGGGACACAGCAGGCCAGGAGCGCUUCAGAAAGUCCAUGGUGCAGCACUAUUACCGUAAUGUGCACGCUGUCAUGUUUGUCUACGACGUGACCAACGCUGCCAGUUUCCACAGCCUUCCCGGUUGGAUCGAGGAAUGUAAGCAACAUGCUCUCGGCACAGAAGUACCCAGGAUCCUUGUUGGGAAUAAGUGUGACCUCCAGGACUCCAUUCAGACAGGCACAGACGUGGCCCAGCAGUUUGCGGAUGCCCACUCAAUGCCGCUGUUUGAGACUUCUGCAAAAAACCCUAAUGGCCAAGGAGAUGGAAGCUGCCACAACAGUGACCAUGUGGAGGCUAUCCUUAUGACUGUGGCUCACAAGCUGAAAUCACAGAAGCCUCUGGUGCUCAGUCAGCUUCCUGAGGAGUCAGGGGCCGCUGUCACCCUGAGUGAGGGGAGGAAUGAUGGAGGAGAUGGAACUAAAAGCUGGAGCUGCAGCAGCUGCUGAGAGGGAAGGAGCACUGGGAAAGUUUAAAUGAAAGACAGAACCCAGGGGGAAAAAAACAAGAAUAAAUGACACCAGUGAAGAUACUUCUUCAGUAGUAUCUUCUAACAAUAGUCCUUUUUUUUGACUAUUUGCAGUUUUUGUUGUGCCAAAAUAUCAGCAUCCAGCUGUUGCUUGGCUCAUGGAAAUGAUCCUGUGAAAAUUCGAUCUUAAAACAGGAAUAAAGACUAAAACAACAGGAAACGCUGCUCGUUUACACAUUUAGACAAACUUCUUAUUAGCAAGAAUCUCACCUAAGGUCCAGGUUUUUCUUUUUGUUGUACAAAAUGUUCCCUAAAAAUUGUUUUAAUGCCACAAUUUGAAAACGAUUGCA